GGAACCGUAUCUUUUUUUUAUUUUUUAAUUGGACGAAUUGCAAAACGAUUGGAUUUUAAUUCCUUCAUUAUGAGACUCUUAUUCUUGCAUUUUAUUAAAUCUGCUGAACCAUCAUAUGGUGAAUCUCGUCAGAUAUCGCCAAAUACUGGUGAAUAUGAUCAAUCUUCGGCAGACUUAAAGGCCGAUAAUCCUAUAAAAAAUGCAACCAAUCUAAGUUUUAUUGGACCGUCUUGGAAAUUGCCAGCUGCUGCUUCAACAAAAGCUGAAAAUAAAGAUGAUGCAAGGAUUACCGCCGAUAAAACUAGUUUUCCAACAAAUGAUUGUAAUAUCGACGAAAUGCCAGAAUUUGGCAGAGAGUUUAAAUGCUUUCUUCGUCUGUUUGUUCGAGGUGAGCUAGAAGUCUUCCAACGUUCAGAUGGACAGAUCGAAUUCAAACAAAAGAAAUUUCAGAGCAUUGGUGAUUAUCUGCUUCUGAUCCUUGUGAUGAUGGGGGCAGUUUCUACUCUUGCUGUCGGUUCGUAUUAUAUCAACCGUUGUCCCGCAAACUGGCUUCUGCCGUAUCUCGUUCUUUUAAUAGGAUUAAUGGGAACAAUUUUCACGUUUUAUAUCAUUUCAAAUCUACGUGGAGGGUACUUUAAAAAUCCUGAAAAAGUGGAAAUUGUGGGAAAACUAUUUUACUGGUACCUAGGGAUGGCUCUACUGAUUGAAAUCCUCCAGUUUUUCCACAUGUCUGUUUCUUUUGAUGUUUCAUCAGAGAAUUAUUGCAACGAGUGGUUUUAUUUCUAUGCCGGUUUCCUGAAUAUGAUUUCAAUUGCAUCGUUCAAUAUUUUAGCUUUGACAAAAAUUAUCCAACUAUUAUGGCUAUACUUGAACUUCACUCGCAAGAAUUCACAGCGAACUUGAGCUUUAAGCCAACAUCUGACUUUGUUACUUUUUUUACGAUUGUUCAAAAACUGUGCUUAUUUUGAUAAAGGAAUGACUUCAAUAAACAU
Molecule: messenger RNA, 992 nt
Organism: Argiope bruennichi
Lineage: Eukaryota; Metazoa; Arthropoda; Arachnida; Araneae; Araneidae
Exons: 7
Coding region: 70-903 (277 amino acids)
Source: RefSeq, a predicted model, not a curated record